Molecule: messenger RNA, 1529 nt
Organism: Daucus carota subsp. sativus
Lineage: Eukaryota; Viridiplantae; Streptophyta; Magnoliopsida; Apiales; Apiaceae
Product: ubiquitin receptor RAD23d
Exons: 12
Coding region: 174-1325 (383 amino acids)
Biological process (GO): nucleotide-excision repair; proteasome-mediated ubiquitin-dependent protein catabolic process
Cellular component (GO): cytosol; nucleoplasm
Molecular function (GO): ubiquitin binding; proteasome binding; polyubiquitin modification-dependent protein binding
Source: RefSeq, a predicted model, not a curated record
AAACGCGUGCACUAAAAUCACUUCUCUCUGCCUUGCGAGAAAGGGCAAGUCUCGAUACAAAACCAAAGCCAAACACAUUCUCUCUUCUCUUUCUAUCUCUCUCUCGCUCUCUCUGUUCCCGUAUCGACUAGAUCGAACCGCUACUUACACCUUUACAUACACACAUAUACAUAAUGAAGAUAUAUGUGAAGACAUUGAAAGGAAGUCAGUUCGAAAUUCAAGUCAAUCCUGAUGAUUCGGUUGCUGAUGUGAAGAGAAGCAUAGAAACUGCGCAAGGAGCAGCUGUUUAUCCUGCUGCGCAACAGAUGCUAAUCUAUCAGGGUAAAGUGCUUAAAGAUGGCACAACAUUGCUUGAAAACAAUGUUGCCGAGAAUAGUUUUAUCGUAAUUAUGCUAUCUAAGAGCAAGAGCCCGUCUGGUGAAGGUUCAACCACAUCAACGGCAGCAGCUCCUAAGGCACCACAGACCAGUGCUCCACCUUCAGUUCCUGCACCUGCAGUUUCUCAACCUCCGGCCUCAACCUUGCCUGUACCUGCACCGUCUCCAGCUCCUGCUCCUGCUCCAGCCACAGCUCCCAUCCCGUCCGCAGCUGUGGGGUCGGAGGCUAAUGUUUAUGACAGUGCAGCAUCACUUUUAGUAGCUGGGAGCAAUCUUGAGGGAGCAAUUCAGCAGAUUCUUGACAUGGGUGGGGGCACAUGGGACAGGGAUACAGUUAUUCGUGCACUUCGUGCUGCCUUCAACAAUCCAGAGAGAGCUGUGGAGUAUCUUUAUUCCGGAAUCCCUGAGCAAGCUGAGGCUCCACCUGUGGCCCCAUCACCACCAAGCGGCCAGGCUGCGAACCCCCUUGAUCAGCCUCCAGCAGCUACCCAACCUGCGCCUGCUUCCGCUGGACCAAAUGCAAAUCCAUUAGAUCUCUUCCCUCAGGGUCUUCCCGACAUGGGUUCUAAUGCUGCUGGGGCAGGCAACUUGGAUUUUUUGCGUACCAAUCAACAGUUCCAAGCUUUGCGAGCUAUGGUGCAGUCCAACCCACAAAUCUUGCAGCCCAUGCUUCAGGAGUUGGGGAAGCAAAAUCCUCAUUUGAUGAGACUUAUCCAAGAGCAUCAGGCUGAUUUCCUUCAGCUGAUAAAUGAACCCAUGGAAGGCGGCGAGAACUUACUUGGGCAGCCACAGGCUAUAUCAGUCACACCCGAGGAGCGUGAUGCUAUAGAACGUCUCGAGGCAAUGGGAUUUGAUCGAGAACUUGUAUUGGAAGUCUUCUUUGCGUGUAACAAGAACGAGGAGCUGGCUGCCAACUACCUCUUAGACCAUAUGCAUGAGUUUGAAUAAUGAUUAUUCAAGGAAUCAACGUGGCCAAACCCCUCCUCCCCCUUAUUCUUGUCUCUUUAUCCUUUCCUUAUUUUCAUCUUCAUAACAUGCUGUUUACUUUUUCACCUGGAGUGCAUAUACUUGUCCAGACCUUUUUGGAAUGUUUUUAUGGUGAAUUCUGGAGACUAUGAAUGUUAACAUGUAACUAUAUGUGUUUUGGUCGUC